Paracoccidioides lutzii Pb01 is the source of this 1443-nucleotide messenger RNA. RefSeq lists its product as hypothetical. The record is from RefSeq and is a predicted model, not a curated record. Gene Ontology annotation, cellular component: Rvs161p-Rvs167p complex; mating projection tip; medial cortex. The transcript has 4 exons. Bases 1 to 1443 code for a protein of 480 amino acids. Gene Ontology annotation, molecular function: protein binding; lipid binding. Gene Ontology annotation, biological process: actin cortical patch localization; plasma membrane tubulation; endocytosis.
AUGAAUUCGGUGCACAGGCAAUUUGGGAAAUUUAUGAAGCGGUCCGCGGAUGACAGCCAUGUUUCCGUUCUGCUCAAGGAUUUCGAUGAUGCUGAUAAACUCCUGGCAAGGGUUAUUGACUCGAGCAAAGCAUGGCGCGAUGCGUGGACGUCUAUUCUCACCUAUCAAUCCCGCCUCGUUCAGGAAUUCGACUCCCUAUACAACCCAAUAGUCGGGUCCUCAGAGCCCUCAACCUCCCACUCUCCCAUAGAGACACCAGAGGUUACCCUUGCAAGGACCUCUCGGCUUAACGAGGCAUACGAGGAGUUGAAGACAGAGCUGCUGACCGAAAUAAACAGCGUGGAUGAGAGAAUGAUCAAACCGGCAAUGAACGCAAAGGACUAUCUGCAACCAAUGAAGAAAAUCAUUAAGAAGCGUGAUGACAAGAAGCUGGAUUUUGAGCGUUACCAAAGCCGAGUGGACACAUCUCGGAAAAAGAUGAAGCGGUCAGAUAGAGAUAAUUCUGCUUUAGCAAAGGCUGAGAUAGACUUAAGUAGAGCAAAAGAUGAAUACAAUGCAGCAGAUGAGCAUCUACGCACGCAUCUUCCACCACUAAUCACUGCCACAUUCUCCAUACUCCCGCACCUGUUGGCUGCACAGAUUGAUAUUCAAAACAAUCUCCUUGCACUCUACUACACGACCCUUCACAACUAUUGUGAACAAGAAAAUUUCCCUUCCCCACCACCCCCAAUGGACCUGAUAAUCCAAACCUGGGAACGAGAUAUUCUGCCAGCCCAGCGCGAAGUGGAAUCCAUUGGCUGCGUCGCCUACCGCAAGGGCUCACGACAACCCAGAACCUCCGAGGAGCAUAGAAACGGUACAUACGCAAAUGGCCUGGGAUCCCGCCGUCCCAGCAGCCAGUCCGUCAUUUGCAAAUCCUCCGCUUCCCCCAUCAGCAACAUCCGCCCACCCUCGCCCGUCUUCGAAUCAAAACCACGCUCAAACGACCACUCCCCACCAUCCAUCAAUGCAAUCUCUUUCACCAAACCCAAGUACUCCCCUCCAAUCAGCAGCGGUCCCCCGUCCGAAAUCUCAGAUUAUUCUACCAACACCAACACGUCCGCCGGCGUUACUCCAUCCGGCUAUACCCCCGGCGGCCCACGGAUGGACUACUUUAGUCGCGAGAGGCAGCCCUCUGGAGCUGGUGGAGGUUCUCUGGGCAUGACGCAAAUGGCCGCAGCGGCAGCUAAGAAGAAACCCCCACCUCCACCUCCGCGUGCAGCUUCCAGCCAUGCCGUGUUCGUAACGGCCCUCUACGACUUUCCCGGCCAGGGAGCUGGGGACCUUGCGUUUCGAGAAGGCGAUCGCAUUCGGGUACUUAAGAAGACUGACAGCACAGAUGACUGGUGGGAGGGUGAGCUUAAGGGUAUGAAGGGGAGCUUCCCAGCUAAUUAUUGUCAUUGA